This is a messenger RNA of Suillus paluster, 1262 nucleotides long. Its product is annotated as DnaJ-domain-containing protein. The coding region runs from base 1 to 954 and encodes 317 amino acids. Gene Ontology annotation, cellular component: endomembrane system. The record is from RefSeq and is a predicted model, not a curated record. Lineage: Eukaryota; Fungi; Basidiomycota; Agaricomycetes; Boletales; Suillaceae. The transcript has 8 exons.
AUGAAGCUUUUCGUCUUAUUCGCGUUUCUUGCUGUGCUGGUCACCGUAGCGUCAGCGAAGGAAGACCAUGAAAUAUUUGAUCUAGUCACCGCUCUUGAAGCAGCUGAGGGCAAGGGCACCACGUUCUACUCUUGGCUCGAUGUGCCUCAAACGGCAACCCUUACCCAGAUCAAUAAGGCGUACCGGAAGAAAAGCAUGCAACUCCAUCCAGAUAAAAAUCCUGGCGUGAAGGGCAUCCAUGAAAGGUUUGCGCGUCUGGGAAUUAUUGCGACUAUUUUGAAAAACACUGAAGGACGCAAGCGGUAUGACUUCUUCUACAAAAAUGGUGUACCGAAAUGGAGAGGCACAGGCUAUUACUAUGCACGGUUCAGACCAGGUCUAGGGACCGUCCUGGUAUUCCUUACCGUCCUCACGUCUGGGCUUCAAUAUCUCGUGCAGACAAUGAAUUACAAACGGGACCUGCGGCGCGUUGAGCAAACAAUACGGGACGCCAGACUUGCGGCUUGGGGCCCGAAGAUGGAGCCACUGCAAGGAAAACGGAAGGUUAAGGUCAACCUUGGAGGUGGCCCUCGUCAAGACGGGGGUGGCAAUGUUAUUCCCGGGAAAAUGCUUGAUAUGGUCGUAGAACAAGGCGAUGUAUACAUUUUAGAUCCCUCGGGCACUAUGCAUCUUCUGGAUACAAGUUCGGCGACUCCGGCGGCCAUUUCAAGAACGUGGUUCAUUGAGCUAUUGAUCCGUGGUAUUCGGAAAUACUUCCCCUCCGCAACACAAUCCCAAGAGGAGGUAGAUAACCAGCAAAGUGCCCCCAUGGGCACUGAUGAUGGACCUGAUUCUCAUGCGAGUGAAACUGUCACGCAUAGUGGAGCAAGCGAGGGUGAAGAAAUUUUGCAGGGAGGGCACGCUGCGGCAGUGAAGGCGGGUGGGAGAAGAAGAAAGGCAACGAAGAAGCGGUAAUGCAUGACCUGUUUUUCAGGACGUGAUGUGGGGAUUUAGAGUUGUGGUACGUUGUGGUUUACGGUACUAGUAUCGCUAAUUACAGAGUAGACGGAUGCUUUUGAUUUGACCCCGUGGUCAAAGAAGGUCAUGUGGUUGUCCCGCCUGACAUCCUUUGACAUGUAGUUACUGGCGCAGUGCUUCAUUGGCAUUAAUGCCGCUGUCCUUGUUGUUCGUAACCACAUGGCAUUCAAGACACUAGGGUUAGGGUUAGGACUUUGUAAUUAGAGACUGGGCGACAGCGAUUGAUUCCACGACAUUUAUCCACC